AGGGAAAAUAAAUGGGAAAGCGAUUAGUUUGGAUUUAGUGUGUCUGAGCCGCAGUCUGAAAUCAGAAGCACGGAAGUGGGCCGAGGCAUUAAGAGCGACCUUUGCUGUUGACCUCCAAGAAGAAAACAAGGCCCACUACCUCCGCUACAAACGGCAAAUGCCGUCGGCCUCAUUUCAAUUCGAGCGACUACAGAAUCAGCACGCAGGAGGAAAUGAUUUCGAAAGCGUUGACUAUCCUGUGGAUAGCUGGCAUCGCCUGCGGCCAGGAUGAUCUGGUCAGGGUAGAAACCGAUCUACUGAGCUUUUCCCGCAACCUAGAGCAGUAUCUUGACACCAGCAAGCAGCCGUGCCAGGACUUCUACGGUUAUGUCUGCUCGCACAGCGCCAACCUCAGCGAGACGGGCAGGCACCGGUUCCAGAGCUUGCUUAAGGAGACGGACGUCGCGCAGCUGAUGGACAUGGAGCUUCAGCUGAUCAACUUCUUCAAGUCCUGCGAGAGCGGACGUGGAGUGGAGGCGCUUAAGGGAUCUCAGUUGUUCAGGCAGACGGGGGGCUGGCCUGCCCUGGAUCCGAACAAGGCGAAUUUCAGUCAGCAAGCCAACCAAAGCUGGCUGGGAGUUCUUGGAUACUUCCACGAAGUGGGUGCGCCCUACUUCUUCAAGACCUCGGUCACCAUGCAGUCGAACAAGCGUCUGGUGGUACUGCAACCCGACUGCACACGCCGCAACACUUUGAGGAAAUUCGAGCAGCGGGUGGGUGAAGUCCUGCAGAGCUUCGGGAUCGAACAGAGCCGCGCCCACGUGACCGCCCUCGAAGUACUCAGCUUGGAGCGCAAUAGUCGGGACAUUAUGAAGGCGGAGCACAUCGAGGAUCAAGUGGAGUUUAGCUACGGGAACUUUAAGCGCAGCGUCUUCGGAAACGCCUCGCUGACCAGACUGGACUGGGAUGGCUACUUCCGCAAGUUACUGGGCGGCAAGACGCCUCAGGCCAGCGACACUAUUGUGGUCAAACAACUGCCCAGACUGGUUGAGUACUUCGCGCUGCUCCAGAACACGAGCAUGGUUCGGCUCCUGAAUUGGAUCUGGACAGACUACUUGAUGGAUAUCGUGGAUGCAGACUGCCACCAGUUGGCGGAGAACUAUGCCGGGGACCUUUACGCCCACGUGAAACAGCGCGUUACGGCAAAUCGCGUCGAACUAGCCAACAUGUACUCGGCGCUGGGCAAGGCCUUCACAGACCAGCUGGGCAGCAGUGUUUGGAUCGAUGAGAUCUCGCGGCAGAGCUCCAGACAGUUUCUGGGUACUAUUAUGCACAUUACCCUGAAUGGAGACGAGCGCUUGGACGCGGCAUACCACUCCAUCUUGCUGGGUCGGCGGAGUCUGUACCGCAACCUGGAAAAGCUGCGCAAGUUUCAGCUGCCGCGACGAUCGACCUCCCAGUCCGCCCAGCAGGUGCGUCGCUACGCCCAGGUAUUCGCUACAGUCAAUGCGUUCCCAGAGCAGCACAACCUGAGCGCGCCGCUCAACUACCUGCUACUGGGGGAGUUCUUCUCGCGCAGCCUGGUGGCUGCAGGCAGCAGCUCCCGCACGCCAGGAGCCUGGCUGAGCUCGGACUCCGAGCGGCGCUUUGGCAUCUUCCAGGAGUGUGUGGGCGGACAGACGAACGCCAUCGAUCUACUGCUGGGCCUGCUCGCCCAAAGACAGGCGCUAAGUGGAUACGGCCAGUGGAUGGCCAGCCGGACGGGACUGGAGGAGAGAGUCGACGCGCUUCUGGCCGCCGGGCGCUCUAAGAUGUCUCUACGGAGGCUCUUUUUCAUUACCAGCCUGCUCGUGGACUGCCGCUCCGAGCUGGGCGUCCUGCAGCAGGACCGCAAGAGGCAGCUGACUCACGCCACACUGCGCAACUCGCCGGAGUUCCUGGAGGCCUUUAAGUGCCGUCCCGGAGAUGGCCUCUACCCGCAGCACCAGCGCUGCAAUCCGUUCUAGGGCCGGACCUUGAACUUUGAGCUGCUUUGAGCUGCCACGCCACCGGUGGUGUUAAAAAUCGAUGAGCCUUGCCUGCAACCACUGGAGGGCUUCUACGACCGCGAGCAACCCCCAAUCGAUUGAUUUUUCCCGUCCCACUUUGCACAGUUGCAUGGAUUACCAUAUGCUUACGGGUUGGUUCCGUUACGGGUAAAAUAAACAAUUCGCCGUUCACUUGCAAAGACUUA
This is a messenger RNA of Drosophila erecta, 2212 nucleotides long. RefSeq lists its product as uncharacterized. Bases 213 to 1985 code for a protein of 590 amino acids. NCBI's taxonomy places the organism in Eukaryota, Metazoa, Arthropoda, Insecta, Diptera, Drosophilidae. Gene Ontology annotation, biological process: protein processing. Gene Ontology annotation, cellular component: plasma membrane. The transcript has 2 exons. Gene Ontology annotation, molecular function: metalloendopeptidase activity. The record is from RefSeq and is a predicted model, not a curated record.